Polypterus senegalus (gray bichir) is the source of this 1448-nucleotide messenger RNA. RefSeq names its product cathepsin La (gene ctsla). Gene Ontology annotation, molecular function: cysteine-type endopeptidase activity. The coding region runs from base 100 to 1113 and encodes 337 amino acids. The transcript is spliced from 8 exons. Gene Ontology annotation, biological process: immune response. The record is from RefSeq and is a predicted model, not a curated record. NCBI's taxonomy places the organism in Eukaryota, Metazoa, Chordata, Cladistia, Polypteriformes, Polypteridae. Gene Ontology annotation, cellular component: lysosome.
AGCGCGUUACCUAUGGCUGGCCUCUAUUUAAAGUUAUCAUCGGAGCCCAGCUGAGUCAGUUUUCGACACACAUUUGGGAACAUCACUUGGUGUACAAACAUGAGGCUUCAGGUACUCUUCAUCUCCAUUUUUGUGACUGCUGCUUCAGCUGCCCCAAGCUUAGAUCCACUGCUGGAUGAACACUGGGAGUUGUGGAAGGGCUGGCAUAGCAAAAAAUACCGUGAGAAUGAAGAAGGCUGGAGAAGAAUGGUGUGGGAGAAGAACCUCCGCAAAAUUGAGCUGCACAACCUGGAGCAAACUAUGGGAAAGCACAGUUAUCGCAUGGCAAUGAAUCACUUUGGUGACAUGCCAAAUGAGGAGUUCAGACAGUUCAUGAAUGGAUACAAGAGCAAAACGGAAAGAAAGCACUCUGGAUCCUUGUUUCUUGAACCAAACUUUUUAGAACUACCAAAAGCAGUGGACUGGAGAGAAAAAGGUUAUGUUACUCCAGUCAAAGAUCAGGGUCAGUGUGGUUCAUGCUGGGCUUUCAGCACCACAGGUGCUCUAGAAGGACAGCAGUUCAGGAAGAGUGGUAAGCUGGUCUCGCUAAGCGAGCAGAAUCUUGUAGAUUGUUCCCGGCCAGAAGGAAACCAAGGGUGUAAUGGUGGCUUGAUGGAUCAGGCAUUCCAGUAUAUUAAAGACAAUGGAGGACUGGAUUCAGAGGAAGCUUACCCAUAUAUUGGAACAGAUGACCAGCAAUGCAAGUAUGAUCCGAACUUCAACUCUGCCAAUGACACUGGAUUUGUGGACAUUCCUAGUGGAAAAGAACACGCACUAAUGAAGGCUGUUGCAGCAGUUGGUCCAGUUUCUGUUGCUAUCGAUGCUGGUCAUGAGUCAUUUCAGUUCUAUCAGUCUGGUAUCUAUUAUGAACCUCAGUGUAGCAGUGACCAGUUGGACCAUGGUGUGUUGGUGGUUGGUUAUGGUUUCCAAGGGAACUCUACUGAUGGCAAUAAAUACUGGAUUGUAAAGAACAGCUGGAGUGAGAAGUGGGGUGAUAAAGGAUACAUCUACAUGGCUAAAGACAAGAAAAACCACUGUGGAAUUGCUACCUCUGCAAGUUACCCUCUUGUGUGAACUGCUGUUGCACCUUUUUGGUCUUUGCAGCAUUUUAAUGAACACUGACUGACCAGGUUUUUAAAUACCUCUGGUAUGAAACUUUGGUCCUGGUUUGAGAUGGUUUGUUACAAGACCAUGGUUUUAAUGUGCCAUUUGGCAUUGUUACAGUAACCUAUUAGGAUUUUUUUUUUAACCUUUUAAGUUGUCAAGAUAUUAAUCUUAAAUGCACAGUGUUCUUGUUUUUGAAGUUGUCUGCUCAAGUUUUAUUUGUUUUUAUUUGUGAUUGCUGUGCAAUGCACUACCCAACUUUUAAUGUUUUGUAAGAUAAGGGUCCAAUAAAACAUAAACCUGAA